AUGCAACAAAAAGAGGCUUUUCAUCACAUCCAAUACACUCUCAGGAGGUGGCAACUCAUCUCCUAG
Molecule: messenger RNA, 66 nt
Organism: Spirodela intermedia
Lineage: Eukaryota; Viridiplantae; Streptophyta; Magnoliopsida; Alismatales; Araceae
Source: the annotation of a GenBank genome assembly